GAAGACCACUUGGGUCCUGGAGUUCGUCAGCUAUGGCUGAGCAUCCUCGCCGGCCCGAGUAGCCGCUUCCUCCUGAGAAACAGUCAUAUAACUCCCAUGUGUCACCGAGCGAGCUUCUGUGCGAGAAUCCCGGAGGCUGAUUUCGGGGUAGGAGGGCGUGCAGGGUCGCGAGCCAAGAGGGCACGCUUCCUCCCGCCCCCGGAAACUCCGCCGUCAGCGGGGCCGUAUUGGACUACGCAGGCGCGAUCGGGUCCCCUUUGCGGCUGCCGUAAAGCGCGGCCGGCCCCGCCCCCAACGCGCCUCCUGGGACGCUGACGCCCAGGCGUGUUUUUGGGCGGGAAAAGGAGGCGGGCGAGCGGAGCGACUGUGGUCCCUGGUCGUCGGCCUGCGCCGGGCAGCCUCCUGCCCGUCAUGGGGCUGCUGGAGCUGUGCGAGCAGGAGUUCGGCACCGCCGACCUCUACCAGGUGCUGGGCGUGCGGCGCGAGGCUUCCGAGGGUGAGGUCCGGCGCGGCUACCACAAGGUGUCUCUGCAAGUGCACCCCGACCGCGCCGACGAGGACCAGAAGGAGCACGCCACCCGCCGCUUCCAGAUCUUGGGGAGAGUCUAUGCGGUUCUGAGUGACAAGGAGCAGAGAGCAGUGUACGAUGAACAGGGAACAGUGGACGAGGACUCCGCCGGCCUCGACCGGGACCGGGACUGGGACGCGUACUGGAGGCUACUCUUUAAAAAGAUAUCGCUGGAGGACAUCCAGGCUUUUGAAGAGACCUACAAAGGCUCUGAAGAAGAGCUCGCCGAUGUUAAGCAGGCCUAUCUGGACUUCAAGGGCGACAUGGACCAGAUUAUGGAGUCUGUGCUCUGUGUGCAGUACACAGACGAACCCCGGAUAAGAAACAUCAUUCAGCAAGCUAUUGAUGCCAAAGAGGUCCCAGCCUACAAUGCCUUCGUCAAAGAGUCCAAACAGAAGAUGAAUGCCAGGAAGAGGAGGGCUCAGGAAGAGGCUAAAGAGGCCGAGUUGAGCAGAAGGGAGCUGGGCCUGCAGGAAGGCGUGGGUAGCCUGAAGGCGCUCAUCCAGAGCAGACAAAAGGAUCGGCAAAAGGAAAUGGACAAUUUUCUGGCUCAGAUGGAAGCAAAAUACUGCAAACCUUCCAAAGGGAAAAGAGCGGCUCCCAAGAAGGAAAAGAAAUAGAGAAGUUUGUUCUGUUAAAAUACGUGGUCACUUAAGCCAGACAAGAUUCAUCAACUUGAUCUUAGUGUUUGCUAGAAUUCACCUGACUUUGUGCAAGGGCUUCACACGGUGGUUGGGAGGGUGAACUGACUAGGUUUGCUUCCAUGGGUUUCUGCCCAGGGAGUGAUGCACGCACCUGAGAGACACUCUGCCUACAGAAAACACCCUCGGAACCCUUGCUCAGCAUCUGUCUUAACAAUCCUCGUAGAGUCUCUUUUCCUGUUCCGCUGUUAUGUUUUGUCUUCUGUCCUUGUGGUAGAAGUGGGUGUUCAUAUUACUGCAGACUUUUUUUUUUUAGGUUGUAUAUGGCUAAAUAAAGAAAAACUUAAAAGGU
Molecule: messenger RNA, 1561 nt
Organism: Mesocricetus auratus (golden hamster)
Lineage: Eukaryota; Metazoa; Chordata; Mammalia; Rodentia; Cricetidae
Gene: Dnajc9
Product: DnaJ heat shock protein family (Hsp40) member C9
Exons: 5
Coding region: 412-1188 (258 amino acids)
Cellular component (GO): nucleus; cytoplasm
Molecular function (GO): heat shock protein binding
Source: RefSeq, a predicted model, not a curated record